Closterium sp. NIES-67 is the source of this 1976-nucleotide messenger RNA. Lineage: Eukaryota; Viridiplantae; Streptophyta; Zygnematophyceae; Desmidiales; Closteriaceae. The record is from the annotation of a GenBank genome assembly.
AGGAAAAUGCCGAUUAAAUGCACUAUCCGUGGUAUAAAAGCCGUCUAGGACUGCCGCUUCAUCGCCCAGCGCUUAUAAACCGCUCUCGAUUUCCCCUUUUUUAAUCCGCGCAUUCGAUAAGGGCAGCCAUGGCCGGCCGUUUUAUCCUGUCUCGGUAUCUCCGCAUCUUCCAUAAACAGGUAUCUGUGUGCUUCGUUAUAAUGUGGCUAGCGUGCCUCGAUAUAGGAUCUUUAGCGGCAACAAGAGCCGUCUUCUCCUGGAGGACUCGUGAUCGACCCUGGCGCUCCGUUAAGCAGUGGCUCGAUAAAAGAAAAGCACCGUGGAAUCACGGCGAUCUCCGAGGACAUCAACGGUCGCGAUCUGAUCCCGAUCUACCUGGACGGCUCAGAUCCUUCCGUGAUCGAGAGCAUCGCAACGGGCGGCUGCAAAGGCGGGAAAUGCCCCGAAUUUCACAUUUGCGAGGGAUCCACUCCCUUCGGUAGCGGCUCCGGGAAAUUCGCUCUUUGCGAAAGCCGACCACUGAUGACGUCAGCAGCGGAUAAGGAGAUUAAAGACAUGCUGUUUAAUUUGCUGUCCGACGCUCCCUCCGUGUCCAAUUGCCUGGACGAUUCCGCCAUUGAGAAGCUCCGCGCGGAGGGAGCUUCCGCCGCGCCUCCGCCAUGGUUCCGCACAUGCCCUCCGCAAGCUUCCGCCGCUGGUGCCACCGGUGCUGCUGCUGCUGGGGCUGGGGAAUCGGGGAAGUUAGAAUCGUGCGUGCUGCCGCCUUAUCCGGGCCACGUCAUCAUGCUGCGCGACGUGUACGUGGAUCUGCACGGCCACGUGUUUAACAGCACGCACCGCUUCGUGUUCGGAGGGGGUCCACGUGGCGCUGACGUGUCGGGGAAAUCCGGGAUAGGCGCAGCGGAAACGGGGAGGGUUUUAACAGCGAGUUCUCUUAUCCGAAGGGGACUACAGCGGUGGUUUACGAGCACGUGCUCCAUCUCUUCCCCCCCCAUAUAAGCACGCGCGCGCACGCCCAUGCAGCAGGCGCGGAGGGGAGUGAACGGGGGGAAGGGAGGGAGGCGAGGGGGGAGUCUGCGCAUGGGCGAGCGGCGACUUACAGAUGGAUGGUGGAGUGGUUACUUCCAGGACUCAUGGCGGUGCAUGACGCCAUGCCGAGCUUCGAACACUACCCCAUGCUGCUGCCAUACUCGCAGUUGCUGCGCCACAUGAGCCAUCAGCUGUUUGGGUUCGACCUCGCCUCUCGAGCGCUGCACCCGGCCCCACAGUACGGGCAAGGAGGGGGAGACGGCACGAGAGAGGCUCACCCCCUCUUUGUGCACUUCCUCUUUGUUCCCUCGUUCCUCGCCUGUUCCUCCCCCUCCCCUUCUCUCCUCCGCCUCGCCCGCGCCUGCCACUUCCUCCCCCCAGACGGCCUCCCCUCCUUCUCCGCCUCCUUCCAGCCCCGCUCCCCCCCGCCCCUCUUUCUCUCCGCGGAUGGGCUAGCAGGGGGGGAAGAGUGGCUGGUGGUGGUCAUAGAGAGGGUAAUUGUUGAGAGGUUUGGGGCGGAUAAAGUGGAGUCUUACCAGGGCCACAUGGGCCUGGAUGAAGUAAAAAAACUCUUCAACCGAGCUCGGCUCCUCAUCGGACCCUCCAGCCUCGCCCUCUCCUCCCUCCUCUUCCUGCCAUUCAAUGCUGCUCUGCUCGAACUCCUCCCCCGCCUGCUCUCAAUGCCUCUACUCCUGCCUCCUCAUUCUCUCGGUAUAACUGUGAAUCCUCCCUGCUACUUCAACGAUUUUGUGCGCGGCAUGAGUUGAGUCCUAUCCCUGUUCCUACAGCCUGUGCCAGGGAAUCCUCUCUUUGUUUUCUCUGCUAUCCCUCUUGCAUUCUCUAUGCUCUCUGUCCUCCUACGUUUGUGGCGCCUCAAAAAUAGACCUCUCUAUGCUCUCUGUCCUUCUACGUUUGAGACGCCUCAAAAAUAGACUUCUCUAUGCUCU